Asparagus officinalis (garden asparagus) is the source of this 1462-nucleotide messenger RNA. RefSeq lists its product as uncharacterized. Bases 379 to 1218 code for a protein of 279 amino acids. The transcript is spliced from 4 exons. NCBI's taxonomy places the organism in Eukaryota, Viridiplantae, Streptophyta, Magnoliopsida, Asparagales, Asparagaceae. The record is from RefSeq and is a predicted model, not a curated record.
CUCCUGCAAAAAUUAGGGUUAGGGUUAUUAUUACUGCUAUUAUCAUUAUUUUUCGAUUCGGUAAAAUUCCCAGAUUAGGAAUUGGUGGCUUUUUAUGCUGGAAAAUCCCCCAUAAUUCCGUAUUUGAGUGGGAUUUAUUCUCUUGCAAUCGUUAUAUCAGUCGUCUAUGAUCCAAGGCGGCGUCUUUAGUACCCAAGGUUAGUGGGUGAGGUGCAGAGUUCUGACCCAUAGAUCUGAGUGAAUAUAGAUGGAGGUUGGGAGAAGAAAUGGGGGCAGAGAAAGAAGGAGCAGAUCAGAGAUUGGGGGAGAUGGAUGAACACCGGAGUAUGGAGAGAAAGGAGGAGGAGGUGAAAAUAUCAGUUCAUUGCGGUGGUAAAAAUGAGAAGACCUGGUCAGUAUGGUGAUUCUGCUAUAAAUCAGAUGGUCGCUGCUCAAAUGCAGCAUGCACAAGCACAGAGAAAUUCAGGAAUGGGCCAUUAUCCAGGAAGGGCAGAUUCUGUGCAGGCUGAUGAAGGACAUCAGUAUAUGUCUUCAAAAGCGGAGGGACAGUGGCAGUGGGAUAGGGAUGGGGUGAAGGGAUCAAAUGUUCCAUCAUCUCAUAUGUACAAAGAAGGUCAAGGAAGAGAAGUGCCAAGAUCUUCAUAUCAGGGUCAAAGGCCAGAUCCGGAAUUAGGUUUGGAGAAACAAGGGAACAAAGACCCAAGAACUCAAGCACGUCAGGAUGAUAUGGAAGUGGGAUACGAGGAUAAUAUUCUUCCACAAACUUUUGAAGGUCUUGAACAGAAAUUCAUUCAGGACAUUAUGAAACUAACCAAGGAACAUCAAGAUGCAGAGGACAUAGAAAAUGCUAGACAUAGGGAGAGAUUAAGUGAGAUCAACAUUCAGUAUCAGGAGAAGCUACUAGCUGUCAGAGCUCGUCAAGCUACACGAAGAGAGGAGCUCCUCCGAAAGGAAUCAGAAUCCCGCCAUCAACAAUACCAGUCACAUGUAAACAGUUAUCAGAACCUUGCUGGGCCCAGUGAUGCUCAUGGCUUUGGCUCCAGCGCCAAUCAUGCUGCUGCACUAAGCGACGCUCAUCGGGCCUAUGCUGCUGCAGGUAACUUUGAACCCUACGGAGAACGAGCUGAAUUUGGCGGGGGCCUCAGGGGUCGGGGGUAUGAGCCUCGAGGUCGAUACCCUGGUGGUCGAGCUUACAACUCUGGUGGUCGCAAUUUCUGAAGCUUAGAUUCAAAGUCUAGAAGUCACUUUGUUUUUCUUUUAGAUCUCUUUAAUUCUGAGCUAGAACUGUAUUUACUACAAAUUAUGCUACGGGUGAUGUAAGUUGUUUCUCCAAGUUGAAUAUGUCAAGAGUUCCCACCGUUGGAACCUCAUUGUAUUUUUCUUCCCCUGACGUUUUCUGUCGCUAAUGAUAGAACUUACAUAGUUUGUGCUUCUUUGCCAGGUUCUUGCGAGCUUGGUAACA